AUGGGCCACACGUGCCGCGGCACCAUCAACCUGGCCACGGCCAACAUCACCGUGGAGGAUUCCUGCAAUUUCAUCAUCUCGAACGGCGGAGCCCAGACCUACCACCUCAAGGCCAGCACCGAGGUGGAGCGGCAGCGCUGGGUCACCGCCCUUGAGCUCGCCAAGGCCAAGGCUGUCAAGAUGCUGGAGGAAUCAGACGACUCCGGCGACGAGUCGGUGUCACAGACGGACAAGACGGAGCUGCAGAACACCCUGCGGAUUUUAUCCAGCAAAGUGGAGGACCUGAGCACCUGCAACGACCUGAUAGCCAAGCACGGCUCAGCCCUGCAGCGCUCCCUCAGCGAGCUCGAGGCCCUGCGGCUCCCUCCGGACAGCACGGACAAGAUCAAGCAGGUCAACGAGCGGGCCACGCUCUUCCGCAUCACCUCCAACGCCAUGAUCAACGCCUGCCGGGAUUUCAUGCUCCUGGCACAAACUCACGGGAAGAAGUGGCAGAAGUCGCUGCAGCAGGAGCGGGAUCAGCGGAUCCGGCUGGAGGAGACGCUGGAGCAGCUAGCCAAGCAGCACAACCACCUGGAAAGGGCUUUCCGGGGGGCCACGGUGCUCCCCGCCAGCACGUCCGGCAGUGGAGGCUCUGGCAAAGACCUGUGCUGCCCUGCCAAAGGUGACCUGAGUGACGAGGACGAUGACAACAAUGAGUUCUUUGAUGCCCCAGAGAUCUUCCCCAUGCCCGACAUGAUGGGCCACAAGAGAACUGGGAGCAACAUCAGUGGCACCAGCAGUGACAUCAGCCUGGAUGAGCAGUACAAGCACCAGGUUGAGGACACCAAGAAGGAGAAGAGAACCCGCAUUCCCUACAAACCCAACUACAGCCUCAACCUCUGGAGCAUCAUGAAGAACUGCAUCGGGAAGGAGCUCUCCAAGAUUCCCAUGCCAGUGAAUUUCAACGAGCCGCUGUCCAUGCUGCAGCGGCUGACGGAGGACCUGGAAUACCACGAGCUCCUGGAUCGGGCGGCGCGGUGCGAGAGCUCCCUGGAGCAGCUGUGCUACGUGGCCGCUUUCACCGUGUCCUCCUACUCCACCACCGUCUUCCGCACCAGCAAACCCUUCAACCCGCUCCUGGGGGAAACCUUCGAGCUGGAUCGCCUGGAGGAGAACGGAUACCGCUCCCUCUGCGAGCAGGUGAGCCACCACCCGCCGGCCGCCGCCCACCACGCCGACUCCAAGAAUGGCUGGACGCUGCGCCAGGAAAUCAAAAUCACCAGCAAAUUCCGAGGGAAAUACCUCUCCAUCAUGCCUCUGGGUACCAUCCACUGCAUCUUCCACUCCUCCGGCAACCACUACACGUGGAAAAAGGUGACGACCACCGUGCACAACAUCAUCGUGGGGAAGCUCUGGAUAGACCAGUCAGGUGAGAUCGAGAUUGUCAACCACAAGACAGGGGACAAGUGCAUCCUCAAGUUCGUCCCUUACAGCUACUUCUCCCGAGAUGUGGCAAGGAAGGUGACCGGGGAGGUCAUGGACCCCUCAGGAAAGGUGCAUUUUGUCCUGCUGGGUACGUGGGACGAGAAGAUGGAUUGCUACAAGGUCCAGCUGGGAACAGGGGACAACGGAGCCGAGACGCGGCCACGAGCCCACGAGGCCGAGGACAGCCGGGUGCUGCUGUGGAAGCGGAACCCGCUCCCGAAGCACGCAGAGAACAUGUACUACUUCUCGGAGCUGGCGCUGACCCUGAACGCGCCGGAGAACGGGACGGCCCCCACGGACAGCCGGUGGCGCCCGGACCAGCGCCUCAUGGAGAACGGCCGGUGGGACGAGGCCAACGUGGAGAAGCAGCGGCUGGAGGAGAAACAGCGGCUCUCCCGCAAGCGCCGCGAGGCCGAGGCCGCCCGCGCCACCGAGGACGGUAAGGCAGGGCUGUCACACGGGGGUGUCCCCCCUCGGGGUGCCCCGCCGGCCCUCACCCCGCUGUGCCCCCCAGGGACACCCUACGACCCCUACAAACCGCUGUGGUUCGAGCGGAAGAAGGACCCGGUGACCCAGGAGAUGGCGCACGUCUACAAGGGGGGCUACUGGGAGAGCAAGGAGAAGCAGGACUGGAGCUUGUGCCCGGAUAUUUUCUGAGCCCGGCGAAGAGGAGGAGGAGGAGCGGCAGGGGGGGAAGGAUGAAGGCCAGGACCC
Messenger RNA from Ficedula albicollis (Collared flycatcher), 2181 nucleotides. It is a transcript of the gene OSBP, whose product is annotated as oxysterol binding protein. Gene Ontology annotation, molecular function: sterol binding. Gene Ontology annotation, cellular component: intracellular membrane-bounded organelle; cytosol; membrane. NCBI's taxonomy places the organism in Eukaryota, Metazoa, Chordata, Aves, Passeriformes, Muscicapidae. The transcript has 12 exons. The coding region runs from base 1 to 2124 and encodes 707 amino acids. The record is from RefSeq and is a predicted model, not a curated record.